GAGAUGGUUUUUACUAUCUUUCGAGCUAUCCCAAAGAGACAAAAAUCUUUGAAGACCUUCCGAACCAUCCCCCUGACUUCAAAAGGGCUUUUUUCUGGACAGACGGUCUGUUCCCGUCUCGACAUCGUUCGUUUAGGCGAAUUCGUAAGUAUUCUCGUUACUUUCUAUUUUUGAGCUCGAAUCUUUAGUCCUUGUAUCCAUGUUUAGUUGAAGUGUAUCUCGCCUUUCAGCUAACUUUCAGCGUCCCACCCCCGACGAGACAAUGAAGGAGCACAGAGGGAGCCUGCUCCGACUCCCUUAUGGCAGGAGGUCUCUUUCAUUUCUGUUACAUGAGGACAAGCUUCGAGCUUGUGGCUUGUUGGGACAGGGCCAGUCAACCUCUGACUGGUCCAGUAAAAAAUACGAACGCUGGGAGGAAGUGCCUCUGCCCACAGGCAUCCUUCCUCCGAGGAGGGAAAGGAAAGCACCUCUCCCAAUUCGCUCGAGAAGUCCGCGGUCAGGGAACGAGGCAAAUGAUGAAGCCUCGGGUUCGGACUCCGAUGGAGGUAAAACCCUUCCUACUUCGCGAAUGUGGUCUCCCACUUUAUUAAAACACAGGCCCAAUAGACUAGUCUCGUGCCCACAGGAUAGAUAUCACUUCUACAUAUGGAGUUGGGUAGAUGACUGUGUCCAUAGGUUUGAUAGUGGGCUCGGGAAAUACGACACUAUGUAUACCACAGACGAGAUGUGGAAUGGGAUAGCUGUGCAGUAUGGGACCAAUGACUAUAGGGACCUUUCGAGGUUAUCACCAACUUAUAGGGAAGGCCCUCCCCCCGCCUCUUCUGAAGACGGGGGAAUUUCAUGGUCCCCAAGCUCGAUCUCGGGGGAAAGUUCCAGCAACAUGGACUCCGACCUCGACGCCCUCAUCGACAAUGCGGGUGCCAAGAGGAGCAAGCGCCCCAGGGCAAGGGGACUGACAACCAGUCAGCCUGGGAAAAGCUCCAAGAGAUCUAGGAAAACGCCUCCUCCUCCCCCGCCGGCUUCGAGCUCUGCUGCUGCGUCGACUGGCCAGACUAACGUCCCCACGACGAUACCACCCUCGCAGGCCGUCGUCCCUGUGGUGGCGCCGGCCUCGCAGACUGAUAUCGCUGCCGUGGUUGAAUCCCAACCUCCUGUGGCGGGUCAAAUGCCUUCUACCCAGCUCGUCAAAAGACCUUCUGCUUCCCGAGCCCAGAAGCUAACUAUUUCCACCCAUAUGGAUUCAUAUGUCUUUUACAAAACUGUCACUCGAUUUUUGCAAAACUUCUAA
Molecule: messenger RNA, 1288 nt
Organism: Humulus lupulus (European hop)
Lineage: Eukaryota; Viridiplantae; Streptophyta; Magnoliopsida; Rosales; Cannabaceae
Exons: 3
Coding region: 263-1288 (341 amino acids)
Source: RefSeq, a predicted model, not a curated record